CAUGCUGUUAUCCGAUUAUAUUACGCAAUUAUAUUUCUCGAAUAUAUAGUUUCUAUAUAAAGUGGGGGAAUAUCCCUUUAGGAGAAUCGAUGUCUCUUCUUGUCGUCGAUGCUUCAUUCAGUUUUGUAUCAAACAAUCUCCCAAGCAGUUUAGUUGAAUGAAACGUGACAAAACAGUUUUUUUUUUACUACUAAAACUCGUAAAUUAAAAUUUGAAGAGAAAAGAAAAUUUUUCAAAUAAAUAAUACAGAAAGUGAUAAAAAUUAAAUAAUUUCCAAUUUAUUAGAAUAAUCCGUCAAACUUGUAAAAAAUCAUCAAUUUGUUGUUGACGAAAUUGCAUUCAAAAUGCAGUUACAUUUUUUACUGCAAACGGAAAAUAAAUUUCAAACAACCAAAAACCCAGAUUUUGGAAAUGUAAUAUGAGAGCAGUGGCAAAGCAAAGGGACCUACGUUAAAUGGAGUCUUGUUGGAAUAAAAAAAAGCGGAGAAGAAAACAUUGUGACAAUUGGACAUGAGGAAUCACAUUUUAGAAAUUUUCUUAGUAUUAAUUUUUCAUUUUCACAAAAGUCAUGGAGCUACAUUUUCAGACGCCAUUUAUCAAUUAUUUCAAUCAGGCAGAGAAGAUACCAUUGAAAAUGGUAUAUUUUAUCCUAGAGCCGAAAACGAUAUUCGAAGACAACCAAAGAUUCUCCUAGAAAUUCCAUUUCCCUGCAAAGUUCGAGGAGGAAGAUCCUCAAGCCCACCAACAAGUGUUCAUAAAUUGAGACCAGGCGAUAUUGACAUUGUCGCUGGUUUGGGAGAUUCUUUGAUGGCCGCAAGUGGUGCAAUGGAAGAAUAUGCAAUUGGUGCUUUUAUCGAGGCUCGCGGUGUCAGUUGGUCUAUCGGCGGUGAGGGGAAUUGGAGAAAUUAUCUAACAGUACCAAAUAUACUCAAGGUUUUCAAUCCAAAUUUAACGGGAUAUUCCACGGGAACUGGUGAAUUUAUUUCAAAAAAAGCGGGACUUAAUAUUGCGUUUCCAGUAGCGGCCACGAUUGACAGUUUUCAUCAAGCCAAAAUUCUAAUCAAUCGAAUGAAGAGCGAUCCUAAUAUUGAUAUUCAAAAACAUUGGAAGAUGAUCACAAUAUUUUUUGGAGCAAAUGACGUUUGUUCAGCGCAAUGUUUUAAUCCCAAGGAAUUCUCGCCAUCAAAAUAUGCCAUAAAUUUAAGGAAAACUCUAGAUUUUCUUAGAGAACAACUACCUCGUACUCUGGUUAAUUUAAUGCCAACAAUUGAUGUUACCGUAUCUCUUAGAACUGCUCGAAGUGUUAUGUGUAAUCUUUUGCAUCCUCUUUAUUGUUCUUGUUUGCAUAAAGGAAAACGUGCAGAUAUUCACGCUUCCAAAAUUUCACAAAUGUUCCAACAAACUGCUGAAGCUUUAGUCGCUUCUGGGAGAUACGAUAGAACUGAAGAUUUUACAGUGGUUUAUCAACCAUUUAUAAAAUUAUUUAACACCCCAAAAUCAAAUGUAAACAAUGCAGCUAAAAUUGAUUCCACUUUGAUCACUUAUGACUGCUUUCAUCUUAGCCAAAAAGGACACGCACUUGGUGCAAAUCUUCUUUGGAACAAUAUGUUGGAGCCAGUUGGAAAUAAAACAGAAAUGGGAUCACCAAAAAUUUUUGAAACAGUAUUGUGUCCCAGUAAAGAAAGGCCAUAUAUCUUUACAAAUAUUAACUCGAAACUUUAUUUCGAAUACGGAAGUCAAGAACCGAGAUAAGAUUAUACUGUACACUAAUUUAUUUAAAAAAAUCAACAAUAGAAAAUAAAAAUUUCUACAUUUUAUUGAA
Molecule: messenger RNA, 1822 nt
Organism: Leptopilina heterotoma
Lineage: Eukaryota; Metazoa; Arthropoda; Insecta; Hymenoptera; Figitidae
Product: phospholipase B1, membrane-associated-like
Exons: 9
Coding region: 511-1752 (413 amino acids)
Biological process (GO): phospholipid metabolic process
Molecular function (GO): glycerophospholipase activity
Source: RefSeq, a predicted model, not a curated record